Messenger RNA from Lecanosticta acicola, 579 nucleotides. NCBI's taxonomy places the organism in Eukaryota, Fungi, Ascomycota, Dothideomycetes, Mycosphaerellales, Mycosphaerellaceae. The record is from the annotation of a GenBank genome assembly.
AUGUCUGGCACCGAAGAGACCUACCACCUCACCAAGGAAGUAAGUUGACAAGCACCUUGAAGUGGUCCAAUUCGAUCCGUCCUAACACGUAAACAGGACAUCCGCAAGACCGAGCAGCAAACCUCCAAACUCCACGGCGGUAACAUUCCAGCAGACUCGGAAGCUGCUGGCCUCCAAUCCAUUACCGACACCGCCGACAAGAACAAGCCUGAGAUCAUCAACGAGCGUCAAGCCAAUCUGCCUCUACCAGACCAGCCACCAGGCCAGUCCGACUUCUCCAGCGCCGACUCGCGGACUGUCAACGUUGGCUCCGGCGGUAAUGCCAGCAACUUCUCCUACGGCAACGACGCUCUCCGCGAGCCAGCAACUGGCGACAGCGCUGUUCGAGCUGACCCAUCCGUGACCGGUGGCAACGUCCUCGGUCAGGGCGUUGGACGUGAGGCAGUCGAUGGUCUCGGUGGCCUGCCCAACGAUGCUGUGGCUCAGGGAUCGAAGAACAAGGAGAACUUGGCGGAUACCACUGGCAAGGACUACGGCUACCCUGACAAUGACCCAGCCGAUACCAGCAAGUUGCCAUGA